CUUUCAUGUGAGGGUCAUGUGACGGUUACCUCUUCGGGAUGGGUCAACAGUCCUGACGUCACUCUCUGCACCGCCAGCAAUCCGUCCAACAUGACUUUCCUCCUCCCACGACGUCGUGUUCAAUCCCAACCCACCAUGUUGUAUCAUCACCAAUGCCCCCGUGACAAUGGAUAGUCGUCGCCAGGCAGCCCUAUCCAAAUCCAUCCAACUCGCCCUGUUUCGCGACCCAGCGACAUUUCGCAAGACUCUCAUCGGACGGAUCCUGGCCUUCUUCAGCAUCUUCUACAUCAAGCUCUUCCGCUACGGCAGCCAUCUGUUCCGGCGACUACGCAGUGAAGUAUGGGAGAUCAAUGAGGAUGAAUACAAGGCGAGCUUCCGGAAUGAGAAGAAGACCGUCCCGUUGAAGCCAAUGGGCGAUCUCGGUCUGUCAGGAUCGACCUUCUUCAGGACCUUCAAUGGCAAGUUUCUCGUGAAGAGCCUCCCCAGACACUUUGAACAUUCCUUCUUCCGCGACGAUCUGCUCGAGCCGUACUACGAAUACAUGAGCGCGCAUGCCAAUUCCCUACUAGUAUGGAUCACCGACUACGUAUAUGCGCCGUACCGGACCAUCGGAAGUCUCCUAGGCAGCACGCCGGCCCAUCACAUCAUCAUGGACAAUAUGCUGUACGGGAAGGAUGACGACCCGGCCGCUGAUAAAUGGGAGACCUACGACCUAAAACCGAUCGAUUAUUUCUACCCUGAGCGGGACUUGGUACCCGAUCCGCUAGUUAGCGAAGACACGCUGCGCAAGAUUGCCGACCAAUUUGGUGACAAGAUCCGCCUGACUCGCGAGCAACAUGAGUUCCUAAAACAAGUCUUGGAAGCAGACACGGAGUUUCUCCAAUCGUCUAAUGCAGUUGAUUACUCGCUGUUCUUAGUGCGGUUUCCGGCCUCCUCAGAGCCCGGCAUUGUUGGCAGGGAAAAUCCUUGGCGCGUCGGUCUGACGUCCGCCGAUGGCAAAUGGAAGUAUCGUGCUGUGGUGCUGGAUUUUUUCUGGGGUAGACACAAGCUGCAUGCCCAGGCCAUGACGGGAAUGAUCCAGACCUUUAACGUCGUUGGACGCCAGGGGCCCAUGACGAUUACGACGACGGCCGACGAAUACCGACAGAAAUUCCUGGCUAUGGUGGAUUCGUUGAUUGAAGUACAGCAGUCUGACUAGACUUAAUAAUGUCACAAUACCUAAUGAAGAACCUGGCGCAAGACACGCUAAUCGAUAUUCUCAAGUGACAUGUCGCUUCCUAGAUGAAUUCUUGGUCUUCUCGCAUUGACUCAUAACACCGUAUAUCAAGCACCCAAUGACCAAUGGUCAGCCCUCACGGGCUUUUCUAUCGACGAUCUAUCAAUUCCCCGAAACUGUGGUGCAGAGACAGUCUCUGUCGUCCACACUCCAACUCAAAAACGCUUGACGUUGCUUUAGAAGCAGAAGACCUGGUCCUCGAGCUUGCUGACGGGACGGGCCUUGGUGUAUCCGAGAGACUCGGUGGCCUUCUU
Aspergillus sclerotioniger CBS 115572 is the source of this 1530-nucleotide messenger RNA. RefSeq names its product phosphatidylinositol phosphate kinase family protein. The transcript has 2 exons. Gene Ontology annotation, molecular function: phosphatidylinositol kinase activity. The record is from RefSeq and is a predicted model, not a curated record. NCBI's taxonomy places the organism in Eukaryota, Fungi, Ascomycota, Eurotiomycetes, Eurotiales, Aspergillaceae. The annotation marks the transcript as partial. Gene Ontology annotation, biological process: phosphatidylinositol metabolic process.